ACCAAUAAAACACUCGAGGACGAAGGAGGAGGUCUUAUAAAUCUAAGCGUUUACAAAUUUUUGCCUCCUUUUUGCACGACCACAAAAUAAAGAAAAUGUUUCCCUCUUUGAUGCUACAUGACAUGUUUUAUUGGUGCUCAGACUGACGCUGGCUGUUUGGAGCCGAAUUGCCUGGGAAACAGCCUCCAGUCAGAUGGAUUGAUGCAUAGAGACAAAACCUCUGGAAGAGGAAUUUCCUCCAUUGAGACCAUUUCUGGAAAUCGCAUCCCUCAGGCCGUCUGUAUGAAGCUGGAGCCCACCGUCAUGGAUGUUAAGCAGAUCCUGGUGGUUAAAAAAGAAGACACAGAAGAUGAAAAUCCUAGUUCUGAUCGGCAUGACCCAAAACUCUGCCACAUAAAGAAGGAAGAUGAGGAUGUCUGCAUCAGCUUAGGGGGAGAGCUGCACAAAGUGAAGGAGGAGUUUGAAAAUGGCCUGAAAAGUGAGGAUGGUGAACAGUCUCCUCUGCUCUCACAGCUUUAUCAAGAGCAAAUUAAAGACGGAGACCUUCCAGAAAAAAACAGAGGAGAAUCCAUCAGGAUAGAAGAUCAUGGAGAUGGUUCCAACUCCUUAGAGUCUGACGACACCAAAAGCAAUAAAGAGGAUGAUAAUGUAAAGCACCAUGUCUCUGAAAGGAAAGACUUGGCAGACUCCAGACUGGAAACUGAGGACAUGGACAAUGACUGGAAGGAGAGCAGAGCUCCUGAGUCAGAUGGAAACCUAGUUAACAAACAAGAUUCAGAAAUAGUCUCUCCAAGCUCACUGGAUAUUAAGAAAUGUUUUACAAAGAACAAAAAUGUUAACCCACGAAGAAAGGUACAGGCAGGAGGGGAGUUUAACUGUGAAGACUGUGGCAAAAUCUUUUUUGGAAAAUGGAAUUUAAAUGCACACAUGAGAAUCCACACAGGAGAAAAACCUUUCUGUUGUGAUGUUUGUGGAGUCAGAUUUAGCCAUAGUUCACAUUUAAACACACACAUGAGAAUCCAUACAGGAGAAAAACCUUUCUGCUGUGAUGUUUGUGGACACAGAUUUAGACAAAAAUCACUUUUAACUACACACAUGAGAAUCCACACAGGACAGAAACCGUUCUGUUGUGAUUUUUGUGGACACAGAUUUAGCCAUAAAUCUAGUUUAAUCACACACAUGAGAAUCCACACAGGCCAAAAGCCUUUCUGUUGUGAUCUCUGUGGAAAUAGAUUUAGUCGUAAAACUACCUUAAACAAACACAUGAGAAUCCACACAGGACAGAAACCGUUCUGUUGUGAUCUUUGUGGACACAGAUUUAGCUGUAAGUCACAUUUAAGCAGACACAUGAGAAUCCACACAGGACAGAAAAUAACUGCGGUAUGAUGACUCAAACUGCACAGCUCCAUUUGGUUGUGAAGUAUUUAUUUGUUGGUAUUCAAUUCAACAGUCUUCACUUUUAAUAUUAAAACAUUUUAUUUAAGUAACAUAUUUGUUUAGUUGUAUGA
Molecule: messenger RNA, 1508 nt
Organism: Xiphophorus couchianus (Monterrey platyfish)
Lineage: Eukaryota; Metazoa; Chordata; Actinopteri; Cyprinodontiformes; Poeciliidae
Product: zinc finger protein 37-like
Exons: 3
Coding region: 118-1386 (422 amino acids)
Biological process (GO): regulation of transcription by RNA polymerase II
Cellular component (GO): chromatin; nucleus; PcG protein complex
Molecular function (GO): DNA-binding transcription factor activity, RNA polymerase II-specific; RNA polymerase II cis-regulatory region sequence-specific DNA binding
Source: RefSeq, a predicted model, not a curated record